UAAGCAGCUGGCAACACGUAAGCGGGGAAAGAAGAAGCCAUGUUUGUUUGAGAGGAUUCCACAAAUUCAAUCGAAAUAUCGAAAAUGAUCGGUCGAAACGAAGCGUUAGACCGAAAUCAAAGGCGUUGUUUGGUAUAUAUUUACGGUAAUUAUUUGGAUCCCACGAACGUAUAAAGUAGCCAUGUUUAUUAAUGUCGCGUCGAAUAAAAAUGAAAGUCGAUAGUCUGGUCGUGUAUCGUCUGGUCUGAAUCAUCAUGGACGGAAACAAGGAUGAAUGCGAGAAAUGCAUCAGCUUCGCCGUUAGAUUCAUUAACGAGGGAAGGAGAGAUUUAGCCUUGAAGUAUUUGCGUAAAGCGGACAGGUUAUAUCCUUGCCAGAAAGCUCGAGAUUUAAUUAAUCUCCUCGAGAAACUGAUCACAGAUAACGGCUAUUCUUUUCAUCCUAAAACCGUUCCUACCGAAAAUGCCGAAAGAGACGACAGUCAGUCGUAUAAAAGGUCGACUUUUAUAAACGACGAAGAAGAUAAAGAAAAUGAAUAUUACGUGGACGACGAAGAUGGUGAAUAUACCGAGCAAAGCCUGGAAAAUAUUCAAAGAAUAAGAAAUUGUAAAGAUUAUUACAAGAUUUUGGGAGUAAGCAAAGAAUCAAAACAAACAGAACUUAAGAGACAAUAUAGAAAACUCUCUUUAUUAUAUCAUCCAGACAAAAAUAGAACACCUGGAUCAGAAGAAGCUUUUAAAGCUAUUUGUCAAGCAUUUUCCACUCUUAAUGAUCCAGAAAAAAAGAAACAGUAUGAUUUGUUGAAACUGUAUGAAUCAUCUGGAAGAAGACAUACUCAUUCAGAAAAUAAAUUUUAUAAUAAUUCUCAUGUGUAUAAUAAAGCACCAAAUCGUUGUCCUCCCCGAGAAAGACGAUGGUAUCACCGAAGAGAAGCACAGAGAGAACCUUUGGAUGACAAUGGCUUAAUAGCAAAACUUCUCUUGGCUGCAAUCUGUUUAUCUCUUGCCUGUACUCUCUACAUCUCUGAACCUACUUAUAGUCUGUCUAAAACACCAAAAUUUUCCCAAGAGUUGAAGACAAAGAAUUUAAACAUUCUGUAUUAUGUCAAAGAGUCAUUCGAACACGAUUAUACCGGUAGCGUUUUACAAUUAGAAGCAGAAAUUGAAAAAGAAUACGUAUUUCAUUUAAAAUCAUCAUGUUUCAGAGAAAGAAAUUACAAAGAAACAAUGAUAUGGAGAGCCAAGAAUUUGAAAGAUCGAAAUUUGGAAGAAAAAGCCAAAAGUUUGCAGACGCCUUCUUGUGAUACUUUACUUCAAUUAUAUCAUAAUUGAUUUAUAUAGAAGAAAAUUACUCAAAAUAUGCAAAUUAUAUUACUAAAUCAUUCUCUAAGCAGAUCUUUUCAAGUUAAUUGUUACCUUUAGCAUCCGUUUCUAUGACAGAUAUUUUGAAACGAGCAAUAUUUUAUGAUUACAAACAUCCACUAAAUUGUAAGAGUUAAUAUAAGAUCACCUAAUAUUUUUUAUUAAACCGAAAGAUUUAGUAUUGUUGUGGACUGUUUAAAAAGUUUUUUUUGUUUGUUCACAAUAAAGUUACGUAAAUUGA
Molecule: messenger RNA, 1602 nt
Organism: Centruroides sculpturatus (bark scorpion)
Lineage: Eukaryota; Metazoa; Arthropoda; Arachnida; Scorpiones; Buthidae
Product: dnaJ homolog subfamily B member 12-like
Exons: 8
Coding region: 255-1331 (358 amino acids)
Biological process (GO): cellular response to misfolded protein
Cellular component (GO): endoplasmic reticulum membrane
Molecular function (GO): Hsp70 protein binding
Source: RefSeq, a predicted model, not a curated record